Messenger RNA from Oryctolagus cuniculus (rabbit), 8123 nucleotides. It is a transcript of the gene KLHDC8A, whose product is annotated as kelch domain containing 8A. Gene Ontology annotation, molecular function: protein binding. The record is from RefSeq and is a predicted model, not a curated record. NCBI's taxonomy places the organism in Eukaryota, Metazoa, Chordata, Mammalia, Lagomorpha, Leporidae.
AUCAUCUGGGGCCUGGGCCUUGCCGCCUGCUUUCCUGACCUGGGGCUACGGGGAGCGGCCCCCGCGGCUCCAAGGCCCUCCCCGCGGCCUGGGCGCGGCCCGUGCUUCCGUAAAGGGGUCACUGCUGGCUCCGCCGCGGGGCGCACGCGGAUUCCCGCACAGGGCCGAGCGUGUAUGCCGGCCGGCCGCUGAAGCUUGAGGGACUUGGGAAGCCCUGGCCGGCGUCGGGCUGGAGCCGGCGCCCCGGAGCGCAAUGGAGGCAGCGGCGAGAGGGGACUCGGGAACCGGCGCCGAGUAGCCCGCGGACCCGGGCCCAGCCCACCCUGCCAUGGAGGUGCCCAGCGUCAAGGACUUCCAGUGGAAGCGUCUGGCCCCGCUGCCCAGCCGCCGGGUCUACUGCUCCCUGCUGGAGAGCGGGGGACAGGUGUAUGCCAUCGGGGGCUGCGACGACAAUGGGGUCCCCAUGGACUGCUUCGAGGUCUACUCCCCCGAGGCUGACCAGUGGACCGCCCUGCCCCCUAUGCCCACAGCCCGCGCCGGGGUGGCGGUCACCGCCCUGGGCAAGCGGAUCCUGGUGAUCGGGGGAGUGGGCACCAGCCAGCUGCCGCUGAAGGUCGUGGAGAUGUACAACAUGGACGAGGGCAAGUGGAAGAAGCGGAGCGCCCUUCGAGAGGCUGCCAUGGGCAUUUCUGUCACGGCCAAAGAUUACCGAGUGUACGCAGCAGGUGGAAUGGGCCUGGACCUCCGUCCACACAGCCACCUCCAGCACUAUGACAUGCUCAAGGACAUGUGGGUGUCGCUAGCCCCCAUGCCCACCCCGAGAUAUGCCGCCACCUCCUUCCUCCGAGGGUCCAAGAUCUACGUGCUGGGGGGACGGCAGUCCAAGUACGCGGUCAACGCCUUCGAGGUCUUUGACAUCGAGACUCGCUCCUGGACCAAGUUCCCCAACAUCCCCUGCAAGCGGGCCUUCUCCAGCUUUGUGACGCUCGGCGACCACCUGUACAGCCUGGGGGGCCUGCGGCAGGGGCGGCUCUACCGGCGGCCCAAGUUCCUGCGCACCAUGGACAUGUUCGACAUGGAGCAGGGGGGAUGGCUGAAGAUGGAACGCUCCUUCUUCCUCAAGAAGCGGCGAGCAGACUUCGUGGCCGGCUCUCUGAGUGGACGUGUCGUCGUGGCUGGUGGACUGGGAAACCAGCCCACCGUCCUGGAGACAGCGGAAGCGUUCCACCCAGGGAAGAACAGGUGGGAGGCGCUGCCCGCCAUGCCCACGCCGCGCUGUGCCUGCUCCAGCAUCGUCGUCAAGAACUGCCUGCUGGCUGUGGGGGGCGUCAACCAGGGCCUGAGCGACGCGGUGGAAGCCCUGUGUGUCUCUGACUCCUAGUUGUGGCCGGGCCCAGCCCUGGCCCCCGAGCGUGUCCCUUUACUCUUGACGUGAGGCGUGCGGGCUGCUCCCCAGGCCGCCAGCUCCUGUCAGCAGCCACAGGUGCAGAUCCUGGGGCUGUACCUACCCCCACCACCUCCAAACCCUGCCAGUCCCAGAACGCUGUCCAGAGCGCAGAUGACCCUGCUGGGCCCAGCUUGCCACCGGGCUGUCCCCUGCAGAGGGUCCCCACUUACUGCUCGGGCACAGGAGGGCCCUAGGGCAGCGCCCCCUCCCACCUGAGCAGGCGGCUCUGAUGGGGGCUGAACCGCGAUUGCUGUCUCCCCAGCGCUGCACUACUUGGAGGGUCCUGAAAGAUGGAGGUCAACAUCUCUUCUCUCUUUAGUAGGGCUCGGCCGCGGGCCUCAGCUGCUUGGCCAGAGUUGAAUGUGAAGCUAGAGGCAAGCACACUGGGAGGGACACGGGCUCACGUGGCCAGUCCAGGCCCCAGGGGCUUCCUCUGGGGGUCCUUGCCAGGUGCAUGAUGAUGGGGAAGAAGCAAUGGGAUCCCCACAUCUCUCCCCGUUCUAUUGUCCCCACCAGAGGCCUGGCCCUUCUGUCACUGAUGGUCCCCAGGGUGUUCCUGUGCGAAGCCGCCUCAUUUACACUGUGCCAUCGAAAUCCACCGUGAUGGGUUCAUUCACCCGUUAGCAGCAGCAGCACAAUGAUGAAAGUCUAUAUUCCUACCUUCUGUGGUGCCUUGAUUCAGGGUGGAGUGGAAGGGUGUCUGAUGGGCAGAGGGGACCCUGUGACAAUCCUUCUGCCACGCUGAGGCUAGAUGGGGUCCCACGUGGCCAUCGUCUCGGCUGUUCCCCUCCAGUGCCGCCUCUGCGAUCCCGGCCGCCGGUCACCCCACCCCCACCCCCACCCCCGCAAAGGCAGUUCCUUCUCUUGCACUGAGAUUCCAGGAGUCUUCAGAGAAGGUCAAGUUCACACGGGGUCUUCUGCAUCUGGUGCCUCCCUGUGUCAGCCUGAGCUCCGACUUCCUAUUUUUCUUAUGCAAAGUAGGAAGGGAUUUGCUCACUGACCUAGGCAAAAAGGACUUGAAGAAUGUGCCUCCUUUUAGCCUACAUACCACCUCUGGUUCUCAGAGUGACACACGAGAGAGGAGAGGAGAGAGAGAGAGCCUGUCUCCAUCCACUGGUUCAGUCUUCAAAUGGCCAGGCCGAAGCCAGGAGCCUGGAACGCCAUCCAUCAUCCAGUCUCCCACGUGGGUGGCAGGGGUCCAAGGGCCUGGGCCAUCCUCCAUUGCUUUUCCAGGCGCAUCAGCAGGGAGCUGGAUCAGAAGCGGAGCAGCCGGGACUCACCAGUGCCCCAGUAUGGGAUUCGGGGAUGGAGACGGUGGCUUAGCCCUCUGUGCCAUGACCCUGACUCCUCAGUUGCUUUGGAAAGCUGGGCCAGCAGGGUGUGAAGGGCCUGGAGAAGUGGGUAACGCUCCUCCAUCACGGACGGAUGGUUUCUCCUGGGGCAGGAGCUGGAGGAUCAGCUGCCUGGAUCUGGGGACCGCAGGGGGUCUCCUGGGGGAGGGGGGCCGCCACCUUCAGCCAGGUCUUCCAGCACAAGCGGAACCUAGGUCUUUAGGGGUUAGGGAUUUUCUUCCUCCAGGAACCUGACUUUUUCCUCACUUGGGUCCCAGAAGGGCACUGCCACCUGCUGGCCAGCCUUUCCUUCCUGCCCUGACCGGGAGGCGUCCGGAGGCCACGGGGGCCCCCUAGCGAGCACACUUCAGAGAGGCCUGUUGCUGCCCAGGCCCUGCUGUGGUUCCGCCCAGAAGUCACCGUUAGGCGAAGGGGCUGGAGGUGCUGCUGACGCUAGGGAGGAUUCAACGGCACAGCCGGGAGAAGCUGCCCCGAAGGCCAGCCCUGGUACGGUCUCCCCUUCCCCUCCCGCUUCUGCCUCACAGCCCCCAUCUCCACCCCUCCCUAAGAGCCGUGUGUUCAAACGGGGGACAGAGCCAAGUGCACCAAAUGGCCCCGUAUCCAUGGAUGGGACCGAGACACUAAAAUCAUAGGAACUGAGGGGUGGGGUCUUAGGGGCACCAGCUCCGAAAGGCUGCGUUCACCUCCGACCCCUGUACGGGCAACUCAGGGCUGCAGCUGCCCAGAGCCGAGGACUCGGCUCUCAGAAGUCCACCCUGGAGAGGCUUGGGGUACCACCCUGAGGACUCGGGGAGGUACUGAAGGUCAGUGCUAGCCCACGCGGUCCUGUGCUUCGUGGUGCCCUGGACAAGGCACGGGGCCUGGGGCCCGAUGACCCGGUUCCAGGCCUCACUCCCCACCGCUGAGUGCCCUCCCAUUUCACAGGGGAGAAGACCCGGGCUCGGAGGGGUUAAGCGGGGGUAGCUUGCCCAGGGUCACAAGCUGUAAGUGACUGAACAAGGUCUGCUUCCCAAACUUGGGAGCAUGGCUCUGCACUUCCUCAUGGGACAGCAGCAGCAAAGGCGGGAGGACCAACUCCGUGUCCCAAAUACCCAGGCUGGAGGAAUGGCAGCUCUGAGGGCCGCUACUGUGCAACAGAUACUGAGCAUAGAGUAUUCCUGCGUCCAUAUCCCUGGGAAAGCUCCCUGCCAAGGUUUUUGUCCCAUCUUUGAUUCCACACUGUUGGGCAGCAUUUGACACCUGAUGAGCUACAGGGGGUCUCCAUCCCCCCCACCCCUACCCCACAGAGCAUGUCUGUCUUCAGAAUGGUCCUGGUCUAGAAGGCUGGCAUGACACUAGGCCUGGGUUCCUGCCCCUACCAGCUGCAGUCCAGGGGAAGACGGGAGACCGAGCCUGCGGUUGGUAUUUGGCCAGCGUCAGCCUUGGCUGGUGCAAACCGGGACGACUCCAGGGAGCUGAGAUGAACCGAGGGGAACAGGGCAGCUUUCCGAAAAAAAAAAAAAAAAUCUCAAACUGCACGUUGAAGGAAGAGGGAGACCAGCGGGGCAGAGAGGCACAGGCCGUGCGCGAGAGGGACCGGUCCAGGUCGUGACUGUCAUGGACUGCUUGAUUUUGGGCAUCCUGCUUACCCUCUCUGAGUGUUGGUUUUCUCAUUUGUAAAACGGGCACCGUGAGGCCACACUUAGGAGGCCAGGUGGGUCGAUUGCGAGUGUUCAGCAGGUGGCUGUGGCCCGACAGCCGCUUGGGGUUUGGAGUGGAGGAGCAGUGCGAUCAGAUUUGUACCCCUGUCUCGUGGGGGGUGCCCGUGCUUUUGCCGCACUCACAGCCACCCUGGCACCCUCAGUGUGGGUGCCCAGGCGCAGACUCCUUCACCUUUGGAAGUGCACUGCUGUGGCUGUCACUGCCCUCGGGCGAGGCAGGACCACCUGCUGCUUUAGGUCAUUCUGCUCUCCCACCCUCCCAGAACCCAGGGCCAUGUUUGCCAUGUGGUUGGAGGGACCUCGGUACCUUGGUACAGACUGGGACGGGUCGGUUUCACAGCUGGGGAAACUGAGGCCCAGAGGAGCCGUGCAACUUCCCCCAGGGCUCCCAGGCUGCAAGAGGGAGGGGCAUGUCCUCCUCACCUGUUUGCACCUGCUUGGUGCCUGGUGGCGCCUGGCACAGCGCCAGUGCCUGCAGCCCAUGCGUUGAGGGAAUGAACGGAUGGCUCACCGGGGGACGAAGGGGGAGAGAUUCCGGUGCCCAGUCCCAGUUCCUAAUUUAGCCUGCCUGGACGCGCGCGGCUCCUGAGACAGUUUCUUCAUUUCCUGCAGAAGUUUCCAGCCACCUCCCUCCUUGGGAGAGGAAAUCACUGGCAGAUGACUCACAGGGUCCACGAGUGAGGGGCUGGAGGCAGAAGAAGGACCUGAACACUCGGUGCCCCAGGCCCUUUUGGGCAAGAGGAAACCCGUCCUCCCCACCAGCUCGGGGCCGUGGAGGGCUGGGGACAGAGGACUCCAGGCCAGCAGCUCCUGGCCUUCUGGCCUGCAGGGCUGUGCCUGGCCUGUCGGGCCUCCACCGCGGGGCAGCCCUGGGAGGAGGAUGUGGCUGUGCCAGGAGGGUUAGGGACCCCUAAUACCUGACCUUAACCACCCUGUCCUCCUGUGUGAAGCACAAAACAAGGACCUGGGGACACCCUGCCCACUGUUCCACAGAAAAUCAGCCAUGGUUCUAAUCUCAGCAAUUCAUAGUUUCAAAAACAAACGUUGGGGCCAGGGUUGUGGUGUAGCGGGUAAAGCCGCCACCAGCAGUGCCAGCAUCCCAUAUGGGCACUGGUUCGAGACCCAGCUAUUCCACUUCCCAUCCAGCUCUCUGCUAUGGCCUGGGAAAGCAGUAGAAGAUGGCCCAAGUCCUAAGGCCCUUGCACUUGUGUGGGAGACCCGGAAGAAGCUCCUGGCUCCUGGCUCCUGGCUCCUGGCUUUGAAUUUGUGCAGCUCUGGCUGUUGCGGCCAAUUGGGGAGUGAACCAGCGGAUGGAAGACCUCUCUCUUUCUCUCUCUCUCUGCCUCUCCUUCUCUCUGUGUGUAGCUGUGACUUUCAAAUAAAUAAAUAAAUCUUUAAAAAAAAUUUAGGAGGUGAGCAUUGUGGCAGCUCAGGUCAAGCUGUAGCUUGGGACCCCCACAAGCCAAAUCGGAGUGCCAGUUCAGGUCUCAGCUGCCCCAGGCUUCCAAUCCAGCUCCCUGCUGAUGUGCCUGGAGGCAGCAGGUGAUGGCCCAAGUGCUUGGGUUCCUGCCACCCAUGCAGGAGACCCGGAUGGAGUUCCUGGCCCCUGACUUUGGUCUGGCGUUAUCCUGGCUGUUGUGGGCAUUUGGGGAAAGAACAGAGAGAGAUAUAUAUAUGCACGUAUGUAUGCAUGUCUGUCACUUUGCCUUUCAAAUAAAUAAAUCUUAAAGAAACAAGCAUUAUUGGGGAGCAUUAAUUGAUGGGUCUCUUUCCCAGACUCCCUUGCUCCAUAUUCCAAGUCCUCAUUUUCAGAAGAGGCCUGGAUUGGCUGGAGCUGUGCUUCCAAAGCGGGAGCUCGUGGCACGCAGACCCGGCUUCCAGGCCUUCCGUGCAGCUCGCUCAAGCCCAGGUGGCAAGUGACCUGCUCACUUUCACUCCUGUCCCUCACGGAGCCAAGAGCAUAGCUCAGAUCCUGACUGCCUGGCGUGGGGACGACUUCUGUAGCACCCCCCCCACCUCCAGUCUCCCCGCCUCUGGCCCUGCACCGGGCUGCUAGGGUUCCUGUGCCCUUCCAGAAGUUGUCUUCUCUGUGGAUCUGACUCCAUCCUCACGGGCUUGGCCCUCCAGGGGAGUCCAGCAUCAGCUGGGUCUCUCAGGUCCUUCCCAAGGGUUGCACCCUUCCAGCCUCCCCUUCCAGCCCACCGUUCCCUGAACGGGUCCAGUAGCUCAGUACCCGCUGCCCUGCACAGGCCAUGUCUCUUCCUCCUGGACGCACGUGGAGAAUGCAAGCCACUGUUUCCUGGUCCUGUCCCUACUCCCUACACCCACAGCUAAGGAAGCUGUCCUCAGGCCUGGGACGAUGCCAUUCACCGAGAGCAUCCCAGAGCGCCUGGCCUACAGUAUCCAAAUCCCAGGGCGCGAACACCUGAGCUGAGUAAAGGCCAGGAAUCCGAGGCCUGGAGGCGGCUGCAGCUUCGAGAGGCAGCUUUACAACGCCGCCUUGUCUCUAAGCUCCGCCAGCGCCUGUGGACGCAGGGAGCCGGAUCCAGGAAAUAGCAAUGUUUCAAAUCCCCCUGCUUGGGGAUUGGGUUCCUGCGCCCCUUUGUCAUGGGCUCUCACGAGAGGGACAGGGCAGGCUCAGGCUUUUUAUGAGCUGUGGCUGACAACCAGCUGAUUAAUCCAGCCUUGUAAUCACAGUCCCCAGCACCAAUCUGGGCUCCUGUCAUUUAGGUCAAGAGAAAAGUGAGUCCCCCCCCCCUUCCCUCUCCAAGGGCCAGGAGCUGGUGACCCGGCUAAAGAAUGUGCCUUGCUGGGGGUUGCAUUCCAGGACCAGCUUGGGAGGCCAAGGGCUCAGGUUGCCAGCAGGAGCCAGGCACGGGGCAGGGAGGCAGUCCCGGGCAGACCUCCCUCCUGGGCACACCUCCCGUGCCCUGCCCUGCCCUGUCAGUCCUGGGCCUCCCUGCGUGGAGGCAGAGCCAGGAGGAGGAAGACAGCCACCCCCUCCUGGGAGCAGCAUUCCGAUGGAGUGGCCACAGCUCCCAGCACAUAAGCCCCAGCCACUGGGGAGCUCAUAGCGGUCUGCAGAUCACCUCCGUGUCCGGGGGCUCCUUUGACCAAUAGGAACCGGGGACUAGGAGACUGAGUCUGAUACCCAGGGCUGUGUGACCUGUGCUGGGUGCAGAGCUGCUACCUCCCAUCCUCUGACUUCUGUUCUGACCCUCACUCUACCCCCAGCUUCGUCAUUUUGGUUGGUGGAGACACGGAGUGCCCUGGGGAGGGCCCCCAUGAGAACACUACCCCUGGUGUGAGCACGGCUUUGCCAGCCCCACGGUGCUGGGAGUUACGCAGCCUCAGAGAUUGGGAAAACCACCCAGGAGUGAGGGGCAGAAGAGGAGGAAGAUCCUUUCACUUUCCCACUGACAAAUGGGAUAAAGAGCCCCCCCCUCCUCCCAUAGCUCUGGAUGCUCUAGGCUUCAAAUCUGCAUAAAUGUGGGGCUGGCAUUGCGGCAUGGCGGGUUAAGCUGACACUGUGAUGCCAUCAUCCCAUAUGGGUGCUGGUUCAAGUCCCGGCUGCUCCACUUCCAAUCCAGCUCCCUGCUAAUGUGCUUGGGAAAAGCAGCAGAA